UUUGCCUUUCUCAUAUAGAAAGGUUAUGCAAUCACUCUGAAAAACGUCAACCUAAUCCCGGCCAAAUUUUUUUUCGACUCGCAUAAGGUUUCUGGAUUUUAACAGGGGCGUAGUUGAUGGUUUACGGAGAGGGGUUACACCCCCCCUCUACUGUUCACUCCCCUCCUUUAAAAAUCUCCUUAAAUCACCCUUCAGACCACCACCUCAUACCCCUCCCUUUCAACCCCAUCAUCUUUAAACCAGCACUAUAUUACAAAGCAUACCAAUUUAAGCUGGGGAGUCGUUCAUUCAUGGGACUUUCGCCCUCCUCACAUACCCAUCCCCGCAUGACAAAAUGAGUUAGCAAGCAGAUAACAUUGAUCUAAUGCUGAUUAGGCUAAUGGAGUAUGAUAUUUUUUUGUUUCAAGUGUUUCACCGUCGACACGUAGCUCAUCAAGUUCGUGGCUGGCAUGCCAUUGUGUAUAAGUGCAAAGUGUACUAAGAAUGUAAUAGACAUUUCCACAAUUAUGUUGAACAUAAAAAGCCUCCGUGCCAUAGGUUAGAGAAAUGAGAAAGGCACAAUUGCACCGCUAGGUGGAUUAAAACAGGUUUUUUGAUCCUCCUCAUCUGAUUAAAUCGGCACGAAACAAUUUAAUGCAUCAUGGAGCAGUAUGGAAUGGAAAAUUAGCCAGAUGGGAUCACUUGAGGAAUUUAUACGAGGAGGAUUCCAGACGGCUUCCAAGGGCUGCUCCAAAGCUCACCCGUAAGCAUGUGUAUCUGCCGGCAUUUGGGGAAAUGAGGGUUCAUACAGCCACCCAGACACUUAGUGCAAGUGUGUACGCGGCAUUCACGAUGUACAUUCGUGAAGGUACACUUCCGCAAGAAUUCGACGCAACUGCAAUGUACUGUAGGGAUUUCAACAAUUUGUUUGAUGUAUUUAACGCGUCUAAAAAUGCAAGACAUCAACAAAAGGAAUUUUUACAACCGCUAAAUGCUGAUUGUAGCCAUUGGAACUGCCUGGAAAAAAUGGAAUCCAAGCUGCGCGAAUUGCGUUUCAUCGACAACAAGUGCAACUCAUUAGAUGAGGAGGAUAACUUUAAAGCCCUUCCGAAGUGUAGCCGUUAUCCUUGGUUCAUAAACGGAUGGUUACUUUGCAUAAGUUCUCUUGAAUGUCUUUUCAAAGAUUUAACGUCGCAUUUCAAUUUUUCUGAAAUUUCACCAAGGUCUUUAAACCAAGAUGGGCUCGAAAACUUUUUCGGAUUAAUUCGGAUGAAGAAUGCUAACAACAAUCGACCUGACUGCACCCUUUUCAGAUCUGCGUACCGAGGAGCAGUUGUAAAUCAGUUGCUCAGCAGCCGAGCAAAAGGAAAUUGCGAGGCGGAUACAGGCCUUGUUCAGUGUGAACGAUUUUCAAAAAAUAAAUUUGAAAAUCGUUAGAGAAACCAAUGAAAACUCUGUUGAGGCCGACGAUGGCGAGAUUGUAUGCGUUAAUUCGAGAAUGGAAACGUUUGACAAUGAUCAACUCCACAAUAUUGAAUACACCGCUGCAUGGUUAAGUAGAACCCUAACGCACGUCGACUGUGUCGAAAAGCUACAAGACACACCGAAAUCCUCUUCCUUCUUGGCCGAACUGAAAUCAAACAGGCUUAUGGUAACGGAGAUGAGCCAAAAUUUGGUUGAUUUCGUUACGCAGAUGGUUGAAAAAUUCAACGGGGAAUUCGACAACAAACUUAAAGAAGGCUCUUCUUUGGUUAAAAAGAAAAUAAUAUCAACGAUUAGUUUUCAAGCUAUCGACGAGCUAAUAUGUGCUAAAUGCUCUCAACAAAUGGCGGAUAAGUACAUCAAUAUGCUGAUGAAGGCUAAAUUAGCAUCGAUGAACGAAUUGAUGGAUAAAAAUAAAAUCAGAACAAAAAAAUUAACAAAACAGCUGAGCUACAGAAGGCCCGAAAACUGAAUAUCUAAUAAUUCAAGUAUCGAACAUCGAGAAAUUCAAGUAAUUUUGAUCUG
Messenger RNA from Topomyia yanbarensis, 1986 nucleotides. RefSeq lists its product as uncharacterized. The record is from RefSeq and is a predicted model, not a curated record. The transcript is spliced from 3 exons. Bases 634 to 1416 code for a protein of 260 amino acids. Lineage: Eukaryota; Metazoa; Arthropoda; Insecta; Diptera; Culicidae.